This is a messenger RNA of Enhydra lutris kenyoni (northern sea otter), 872 nucleotides long. Its product is annotated as 5', 3'-nucleotidase, cytosolic. The record is from RefSeq and is a predicted model, not a curated record. NCBI's taxonomy places the organism in Eukaryota, Metazoa, Chordata, Mammalia, Carnivora, Mustelidae. Gene Ontology annotation, molecular function: 5'-nucleotidase activity. The transcript is spliced from 5 exons. Bases 28 to 663 code for a protein of 211 amino acids. Gene Ontology annotation, biological process: pyrimidine deoxyribonucleotide catabolic process.
UCCUUCCCUUGCCGGGCGCCCGCAGUGAUGGCGGCGGCGAUGGCGGCGCGGCGCGCGCGGCCCGUGCGGGUGCUGGUGGACAUGGACGGCGUGCUGGCCGACUUCGAGGGGGGCCUUCUGCGGGGCUUCCGCCGCCGCUUCCCCGGGGAACCGCACGUGGCGCUGGAAGAGCGCCGAGGCUUCCUCGCCCGCGAACAGUACCGAGCCCUGCGGCCGGACCUGGGGGACAAAGUGGCCAGUGUGUAUGAAGCCCCAGGCUUUUUCCUAGACUUGGAGCCUAUCCCUGGAGCCUUGGAAGCCAUGCUGGAGAUGAACAACAUGCAGGACACGGAGGUCUUCAUCUGCUCCAGCCCUCUGCUGAAGUACCAACACUGUGUGGGUGAGAAGUACCGCUGGGUAGAGAAAUACCUGGGGCCCCAGUUUGUGGAGCGCAUCAUCCUGACGAGGGACAAGACGGUGGUCUUGGGGGACCUGCUCAUUGAUGACAAGGACAGCAUUCAAGGCCAAGAAGAGACCCCAAGCUGGGAGCACAUCUUAUUCACCUGCUGCCACAACCAGCACCUAGCCCUACCCCCAACAAGGAGACGGCUGCUCUCCUGGAGUGACAACUGGAGGGAGAUCAUAGAAAGCAAGCGGGGGGCCAGAACAGUGGAUAGUAGCUGAAGGAAGGAAAGGCAGGCCAGCAGGGAACUCUAGCAGAGCUGAACGACAGGGCAGUGUCGUGGUGGUGGCCCCCAGCACUGCAGAACAGGGAGACACAGUAACCUCCAUUCUCGCAAGCCAGCCACCUGGAACCCAACAAGACGGCUGGCAAGGAAACAUGGUGGGAAAAUCACUCAGGAACCUUUUUAAUAAAACACUUUGGCUCAGCA